Molecule: messenger RNA, 2758 nt
Organism: Haliotis rubra (blacklip abalone)
Lineage: Eukaryota; Metazoa; Mollusca; Gastropoda; Lepetellida; Haliotidae
Product: myoneurin-like
Exons: 4
Coding region: 129-1568 (479 amino acids)
Biological process (GO): regulation of transcription by RNA polymerase II
Molecular function (GO): RNA polymerase II cis-regulatory region sequence-specific DNA binding; DNA-binding transcription factor activity, RNA polymerase II-specific
Source: RefSeq, a predicted model, not a curated record
AACUGAGGCCUCAUUCUCCGAUUCUCCUCGUGAGAGACAGUCAUAGGAACUACUAGCUUACUAAGCGUGGAUACUUGACGUCUAGUCACUUCUUUUCUAAGUGGGAUUACAAAUAUACCUAUCUACAUAUGGCUGACACCUUGUGCUUACUACCCCCGGACGCACAACUGUUUGAGGAUCAGAUCGUGCCCGACACAGACGACUGUUUUCUCCCCCCGACAGAAAUUGUUCUACCAAGUCUGCCUGCUAACGUGAAAGCUGAGUUGGACCACUACAUUCUAGGCCAGGAACUAGAAGGAAAGAAACCAAGGCGGGAAAGCGCUUCAGUCAUUGACGAAUUCUUCUGCGCGGACCCGUCAAAGGUGCCAGGGUCUCCCGGCAAAUCCAACAACCAGAUUCUUCACGAACUGAAUCAACUUCGCGCAGGGCUUUUGAACUCCGCCAAACAACAGAUGCUUCAGCUCGUUGACAAGCAGCAGUGCUUGGAUCUAAACCCGCGCAGGGAGAGCUCAUCUAUCGUGGAUGACUUCUUUGGCUAUGUGUUGAAGGGUUGUGACAAGGACAGUACGUUCGUGAAGCAAGAGCCGGUGGACCAGGCGACUGGCGAGAUGUUCAACCUCGACAGCUCCACCGACUACGACAGCGUCAUCCCCCAGACGGACGAUGAUCUCAAGGCUGAGAGCUUGAAAGUGUCCGACUCAAUCUGGGAGGACCUUAGAGCUAGCAUUAACAUGGUAGAAGACAACAAUGGGUCAGACAACGUGGAGAACAGACAAAAAAGCAAAGAUUCCCCAGUCAAGGAAGAACCCAUGGAUACAUCCGACAAACCGUCCUGCCAGUUUGAACUGUCUAAAUUGUGUGACGUAAAAUCCGAGUCUUUGCAAUGUUUGAUGAAUGAUGGACGAUCCCAGAACUCGCCAAUGUCUGGUCCACAGCAGGUGAUUUUCACGGAGUCAGAGAUCCCUGGCAUCAGUGAGCCUAGUGUGACUUUCAAUGGGAUGUACAUCCAGCCCAACCAAUAUGCCAAAAAUGAUGUCCCCCAGUACUCAAACUCAAACCACAUCGUCCCCGUCUUUCUUCCUACUCCGCCCAACUCACAGCCUGCCAGCCCCAGCCAAGACUUCGUACGACGGACCCCUCCACCCCCCUACCCCGGAAUGCAAGUCCAGGGGUUGUCCAUCCCAAUCCCGAUGCACGCCUCACCUUGCCAGAGAGGUCUUAAGGUGCAGAACACACAUCCCGGUUGCUCUACGAUUCGCUACAACAGGAAAAACAACCCAGAACUUGAGAAGAGGCGCAUCCACUUUUGUGAUUUCCCAGGUUGUCGCAAAGCCUAUACCAAGAGCUCACAUCUGAAGGCCCAUCAAAGAAUACAUACAGGCGAGAAGCCCUACAAAUGUCACUUCCCAAGCUGUCAAUGGCGAUUUGCCCGGUCUGAUGAACUGACACGUCACAUUAGAAAACACACAGGCGCCAAGCCAUUCAAGUGUAAAGUCUGCGACCGUUCCUUCGCCCGCUCUGACCAUCUUGCCUUGCACAUGAAAAGACACGAGCCCAAGAGCAAGUGAAGAACCCGAUUGGGCUGACCUACUCCUUCCGGUGUGCGCACGCACCGGGCAGCGCCAAGCGUCUGAACCCUUCAGUCACGUGAUAGCUGCAACUGUGUGAUACGUUGAAGUAGACAGGGUUGGCGUUGCUGCUGCGACGGUUGCACGAGAAACCGUCUGACCACAUCCGCUACGAGCUGUGACCGAAAUGAAUGCCGGAAGUCACAUGCAGCGGAAUUCUAAGGACAUAUUGACGUCAUAUCCGGUUUCUUACUGGAAACAACUGAUCUCAUUGAAACUGAUAUUACAAACGUUUUUAUCUUUGACAUCGAAAAUUUAUAUUUUGCCAGUAUAAACGGCCGCUAGGGAUAGCUUUUUUAUUUGCAGUUUUGCAAUUUUAUGCACUUCUUAAUCCAGUCAUUUCAUGGGUAUUUACUGUUUAUACAUUCUACUCAUCAUGAUUACUUGGAAUGUGCAUUAGUGCGAAGCGCUGAUAACGGUGCUAUUAUUUACGUCAGCCUAAAUACAAAUAGGCACCAAGUAGAAACAUUGUCUCUACACGUGUAGUAACAUCCGACACAGCAGCACGUGAACUUCGUGCACACGUCUUUCAGGCCCUCCAGGUUGUGACACAAUGGGUGAUAUUUCAAAUGUAUCAUACAUCAUCAUACGUUGAAAUCCGAGUCACCCUCAUAGUGCUAUGUGAGGUGAUUCACGUGCAUGCACGUGCAUCCAAGGCGUUCUCUCAAGAUGGUCAAAACUUUAGGUGGACAUUUGCCCCAAAUGAUAAUAGACAGCAACUCGGUGUUCCCGUGACAGAGAACUGUACUGUGCCAAAGAUAGACGGUAUCACUUUUACCAUUCCAAAUAUGGUGCUAUGAUGCGCACUGCAUGUGCGCAUAGGAUCUGAACGUGUUCGGAUUGUUCAAUGUUCAUAUUGUGAGCAUGUUGAAUAUGUUCAGUCAAUGUUAGAUGUCAGCUAUGGAGGUGUUCAGCAGUGUGUGGUUAACACAUUGGUGUGGUGGCCUCAACGUUCUCAGAUGUCAAUGACAGUUUUACCCUAUGUUUGUGAUAGAAUCUGUUAUGUUAUGGAAAUAUGAGUCAAACCCACAUGAAGGUUUGUUUUCCUAUUUUUCUAUAAUGUUUGGUGAGUUAUGUACGAUGUGGUGAACGUUUUCAAUAUACAAAAUAAUAAAAAUACAUGAAAUAUA